Molecule: messenger RNA, 1791 nt
Organism: Cyphellophora europaea CBS 101466
Lineage: Eukaryota; Fungi; Ascomycota; Eurotiomycetes; Chaetothyriales; Cyphellophoraceae
Exons: 1
Coding region: 1-1791 (596 amino acids)
Biological process (GO): regulation of transcription by RNA polymerase II
Molecular function (GO): RNA polymerase II cis-regulatory region sequence-specific DNA binding; DNA-binding transcription factor activity, RNA polymerase II-specific
Source: RefSeq, a predicted model, not a curated record
AUGCCUUCGAUCAACAGCCUGGUGGACCAUGAUCCACAUGCGGAUGUCGAUACCCCAACAACACCAAGAGCUGGUCACUUUCAAAACAACACCGCAGCACAGGAAGUAGUAGAUCAAACACCGUCCUCACAGAACGUGUCGACAUCUCCUUCCGGUCAUCCGCAAGAUGCUGCCCCGCCAACCCCCGAUAUCCACGACGAGGCUGUUCAUGACGACAACGAUGAUGCCAUGGACGUUGACGAGGCUCAUGAUGGGAAAGAGUCGGACGAUGAGGUAGAGCAAGAUGACGGUGACUCCAGUUCUCGGAAGAAGAAAGGCCAACGUUUCUUCUGCACUGGUUUCCCACCCUGCAAUCUCAGUUUCACGAGGAGUGAGCACCUUGCUCGUCACAUUCGCAAGCACACUGGCGAGCGUCCGUUUCAGUGUCAUUGCAACAGGCGCUUUUCUCGCCUCGACAACCUUCGUCAACAUGCGCAGACAGUCCAUGUAAAUGAAGAGAUCCCAGGAGACUCCCUUGCGGCAACAGGAACCCGAUUCCAGAGGCAGGUCCGCACCGAACGUGUUCGACCAGUACCGAGGCCUCGCAGUGGAACUAUGGGCAGCAAUGGAGGGCAUAGCAGAGGCCAUUCACGCAAUCUCUCGGCUUCUAGUAUCGGCUCAACAUCGUCCAAUUACAGUACCGUCACGGAGGCGAAAAGACGUCCACCUCCCCUCCUCAUGGCUAAUGAGGCCACUCGACCGAAGCUAGGCUUGGAUUCGCCACGUACGCCUCCUCCUCCUGGCCACUACAUGGUACCGCAUUCCCCUGGCGGCCUCAGCACCCCAACGUCGGCUACUUUUUCUGCUGCACCGGGUAGUCCGGGCUAUCCUCCUGCGUUCGGUUCGCCUGCCAUGGGCCACUCUAGAUCCUCCAGCUAUGACUCACGCCCUCGUCGUCUUUCUGUCCCGUCGGGGCCGAACCCGUUUCAGAACUCAUACAGUAAUCCGUAUGGAGGUUCUCCAUCCUCAGGCUCUUCGGUUCACACCAGCGUCUUUGCCAGCCCGACGUCCUCUACUUUCAACAACGGGUCAACCUCCCAAUACGCACCCGCUGACGAUCCCAGGAGACGGACAUGGCACCCAUCGACGUACAAUGGAGCCAACUACAACUACGGCAGACCUGCGACAAGUGGACUUCUCUACUCGCAGACGCCUGAUGCACCACAGCCAGCGUUUGCUCAACAUGCCACUGCAGCUGCUGGGCAGGCUCCUCGACUGCCCGGUAUAGAAACACUUUAUGAUGCUCAGGACCGUCGCGACCGUGGCCUGUCCCCUCCCCGGCGUCAGCCAAGUCCUAUGCGUAUGGAAUAUACCACGCCCACAUUCCAACGACCGAGCGAAUAUCCUCCUCUAGACGACAACGGACAGCCAGCCGCACGCCCCGUUUCCUGGGGUCAGCAGACGAUCGAGGAGAUUGGGCGAGUUGGUGGACCCCAGACCUACCACUUCAAGGCUCGCGAGAUGGGUCCACCUCCCCAGCAACCUCAACAGAUGGUGCAGGAGGCGAUGCAGGUGUCUUCCGGUAAGCAAAACAAACGCCAGGCUUGGUUCAGUGGACCUCCUCACGGCACGAGAACCUCGCCAGAGGACUCGAGCAGUAGCGAAGGCAUUCCAACACCUGGCACCUCCACGGUCGAGGUGCAUCCAGUGAUAAUGCCCAGCAGCGGCUUCAUCGAACCCCAACACCAGAUGAUGCCUUCCGAUGCACAUCAACAGGUAAUUUCCGCCCACAAACGAGUGACCCAAAACUAA